This is a messenger RNA of Camponotus floridanus (Florida carpenter ant), 981 nucleotides long. It is a transcript of the gene WRNexo, whose product is annotated as Werner Syndrome-like exonuclease. NCBI's taxonomy places the organism in Eukaryota, Metazoa, Arthropoda, Insecta, Hymenoptera, Formicidae. Gene Ontology annotation, biological process: nucleobase-containing compound metabolic process. The record is from RefSeq and is a predicted model, not a curated record. The transcript is spliced from 6 exons. The coding region runs from base 88 to 846 and encodes 252 amino acids. Gene Ontology annotation, molecular function: 3'-5' exonuclease activity; nucleic acid binding.
UCAAUCGUAGUUGUUAUUGGACACUCGAGUAUUUGAAAAUGCGCGCAUGCGCAAAUCGGAGGUGGAUAAAAUAUAGAAUUCAGUUGCAUGUAUUUUACGGAAUCUAAAAAACAUAAGAAAACGAAAGUGCUCCACUAUUUUUUCGAAAUGAACACACGUGCCAAAGAAAGAAAUCAAAAGUGUACACAUUCAAGUAAUAUACAACACCAGUCGAAUCAACAUCACAUUGAUAAAACGUGUGAAAAAUAUCCUCCAAUUGUCUUUGAAGGUUGCAUUCAAUAUAUUACUGAAUUUGUUGAUUGUGCUUUUGUAUGCAAUAAUCUCACGGAAGAGAUAAAUCGUAGCAAGGAGAAGGUUGUACCACUAGGUUUUGAUCUAGAGUGGCCUUUCAGUUUCCAAACUGGCAGCGGAAAGACAGCCCUGGUACAAAUUUGUCCAGACGUUAAUGUGUGUUACCUCUUACAUAUUUAUUCUUUAAAUAAAUUACCAGCAGCCUUUGUUGAACUUCUCUGUCAUCCAAAAGUCAUGCUUGUUGGUGUUAACAUUAAAAACGAUCUACGGAAACUUGAAAGAGAUUUUAAGGAGUUUCCUGCUCAGAAAAUAGUGGAUAAUUGUUUGGAUUGUGGGCCGUUUGCUAAUCAACGCUUGCUGCGAUCUGGUCGUUGGAGUUUAGAAAGAUUGACGACUUUAGUGUUAAAAAAGAAAAUCGACAAGAAUCCCGAAGUGCGGAGGAGCAAAUGGCACGUACAGCCCCUCAGUGACGCUCAAAAGAUUUAUGCAGCCACAGAUGCUUAUGUAUCCCUUUUGAUUUAUAGAGAACUUGAAAACUAUGGAGAAUUAGCUUGACCUAACUGAUCAUGACAAGUUUGUAACCAAUAAAAGUUGAUGAUAUAUGAAUUGAUAAUUGAAUUUUAACGAAAUUUCUCAGCUUUAAAGACUAGCUAAUUCAACAUCACAGAAUCUACGAAAUGAAUCCACGAG